Messenger RNA from Lagenorhynchus albirostris (white-beaked dolphin), 8744 nucleotides. It is a transcript of the gene KCNG2, whose product is annotated as potassium voltage-gated channel modifier subfamily G member 2. Bases 355 to 1956 code for a protein of 533 amino acids. Gene Ontology annotation, molecular function: protein binding; voltage-gated potassium channel activity. Gene Ontology annotation, cellular component: voltage-gated potassium channel complex; membrane. Gene Ontology annotation, biological process: protein homooligomerization; potassium ion transmembrane transport. Lineage: Eukaryota; Metazoa; Chordata; Mammalia; Artiodactyla; Delphinidae. The transcript is spliced from 4 exons. The record is from RefSeq and is a predicted model, not a curated record.
CCCCCCCCCGGCCACCGGAGCGGCGGGCGGGGCUGGGCUGGGCGCCGCCCCCGGCCCCCCGUCAGGCUCCAAGUCCCGCGCUGGGCCGGCGCCCGGCCGCAGGCGCGCGCGGGCUCCGCCAGCUUCGUGCGCUUUCAUGGAGGUCUGGGCGGCCUUGGCCGGAGCCUGGUUCCAGCUGCCGCCCCGUCUGUCUGUGUCGGAUCUGCAGGAGCCCAGGGACUUAGGUCUGGACACCUGCUGGAGCUCGUCCUUGCCCAGGGCAGAGCUGGACGGCUGCUGGAGACUCUGACCGCUGCACCUUCACCACAGCCCAGACCCUUGGCACCAAGUUCGGCUACGGGAUUAGGGGUGGACAUGGUUCGCACCCGUCGUGAAGCCCGCCCCCCUCUCGAUGACCUGGUAGCCAGCACCGUGCGGAUGUCUUGUGUUCCGACGGCCCAGCCUCCGGACCCUGGUGUGGCGCAUGGGGCCAUGGCCCUGCUCCCCGGGCCCGCGGAGCCCCCAGGCCCCGAGCGCCCGGUUGGCGGCGGCGGCGGCAGCGGCAGCAGCAGCAGCGGCAUUGGCGGGGCCCGCGCCCGGCACGUCAUCAUCAACGUGGGCGGCUGCAGGGUGCGCCUGGCCUGGGCCGCGCUGGCCCGCUGUCCCCUGGCGCGCCUCGAGCGCCUCCGCGCCUGCCGCGGCCACGACGAGCUGCUGCGCGUGUGCGACGACUACGACGUGAGCCGCGACGAGUUCUUCUUCGACCGCAGCCCGUGCGCCUUCCGCGCCAUCGUGGCGCUGCUGCGCGCCGGGAAGCUGCGGCUGCUGCGCGGCGCGUGCGCCCUGGCCUUCCGCGACGAGCUGGCCUACUGGGGCAUCGACGAGGCGCGCCUGGAGCGCUGCUGCCUGCGCCGCCUGCGCCGCCGCGAGGAGGAGGCCGCCGAGGCGCGCGCGGGGCCGGCGGAGCGCGGGGGCCCCGGCAGCCCGGACUGCGCCCCUGGGGCCGGCGGCGGGCGGCUGGCGCGCGGCCGGCGGCGCCUGCGCGACGUGCUGGACGACCCGCGCUCGGGCCCGGCCGGCAAGCUCUUCGCCUGCGUGUCCGUGGCCUUCGUGGCCGUCACGGCGGUCGGCCUCUGCCUCAGCACCAUGCCCGACAUCCGCGCCGAGGAGGAGAGGGGCGAGUGCUCCCCCAAGUGCCGCAACCUAUUUGUGCUGGAGACGGUGUGUGUGGCCUGGUUCUCCUUCGAGUUCCUGCUGCGCUCGCUGCAGGCUGAGAGCAAGUGUGCCUUCCUGCGGACACCGCUCAACAUCAUCGACAUCCUGGCCAUCCUGCCCUUCUACGUGUCGCUGCUCGUGGGCCUGGCGGCGCGGCCGGGCGCAGGCGGCAACAAGCUGCUGGAGCGCGCGGGGCUGGUGUUGCGGCUGUUGCGCGCGCUGCGCGUGCUCUACGUCAUGCGCCUGGCGCGCCACUCGCUGGGGCUGCGCUCGCUCGGCCUGACCGUGCGCCGCUGCGCGCGCGAGUUCGGGCUGCUUCUGCUCUUCCUCUGCGUGGCCAUGGCCCUCUUUGCGCCACUCGUGCACCUGGCCGAGCGCGAGCUGGGCGCGCGCCGCGACUUCUCCAGCGUGCCAGCCAGCUACUGGUGGGCCGUCAUCUCCAUGACCACCGUGGGCUACGGCGACAUGGUGCCGCGCAGCCUCCCCGGGCAGGUGGUGGCGCUCAGCAGCAUCCUCAGCGGCAUCCUGCUCAUGGCCUUCCCGGUCACCUCCAUCUUCCACACCUUCUCGCGCUCCUACUCGGAGCUCAAGCAGCAGCAGCAGCGCGCCGCCAGCCCCGAGCCCGCCCUGCGCGAGGACAGCACGCACUCCGCCUCUGCCUGCGCCUCCGCCGCGGAGGACGACGGCUCGCAGGGCCCCGACGGUGCCGGCCCGACCGGGGACUCCGCGGCCGCGCUGUGGGCAUCCGCGGGGCCGCCCUGACCCGGCGGGGACGCGGCACCGGCGAAGAGGCUGCUCCCCUGGAGCUCCAGGACCAGAACCGCAUUCUCGCCUCCCGCUGCGCAUGGAGGGACGGGGACGACUCUGGGGGCCCGGCUCCCUUUGCCGUGCAUGUUGCUCGCUCCGCACAGCCCAGAACUUGGCCCGGGGCUGACCCCGGCCUGAAUCGGGGGGUCACAGCCAUCCUGUGCUUUGGAGUUGAACUCCAAGGAGCGUCACCAGCCUGUCCUCCGCUUUCCUUCUGCCUCUGGACUUUUGACUCCGUGAUGGCCAGCUAAAAGUAAAUUCAGCGAGCCCAGAAGCUCCAAGCCUGUAGCUCGUCCCCAGGCCUCACUUUGACCUUCCCCUGCGCGUCACUGGUGGGGGUGGGGCGCAGUGGGGCUGGGAGAGGGCACAGUCCCUUCCUGCGCCCGCCGUGUCACCCACAGUGGGCCAUGCCCAUCAGAGGGGGUCUCCUCAUCACGCCUGCAGAAGCCCACAUCGCUGCCAAGCGAUAGGGACAGAGGUGUGACACUGAUGCUCACAGCACGCCAGUUCCUUCGGGAGAGGGAGGUCCCAGCCCUGACCUCUGACCUCCCUUCCCCGGCACAAGCUCCGUGGGGAUCUUCCGGGAUCCCUCCUCAUCUGUUUGCCCCUGAAAAUGCCCGGCAAAGCUGAAGGCCUGCACGUCAGCCGGCCCCACCCUCCCCUCGGGCACCCCGGCCCCCGGCCCUGCCCGGGGUGACUGAGCUGCUUCUCUGGAGGCCAGAGGAAUCUGUGCUCGUCACUUCGCUUGUCACCCAGCACGGCUGGUCGUCCGGAAAGAACCGCUUCCUCCUGUGGGGCGGGGAGGCCUCGCCGAUUUUCCCUCCAAGGGUUCGGUCAGCGGUGGACUAACCCAAGGCAGCUGUCCUCUGUCCUCCCCCCCCCCCCCGCAGUGGCUCUGAGGGCACCCAGGCGCCCUGCAAGACCAGAGGCCACCUCGGGUCACGGGAUGGGGUGCCCGUCGGCCAUCCUGCUGGGAACCGCGGGUGUGUGGGGAGGGGCGGAGCACACCCACUGACCACCACGCGGGCGGAGCGCCAGCCACUGGCUUGUCUGUUCCGUCUCCCCACCGCCAUCCCGGCCACCCCCCCACACCGUCCCUCCGGCUGCGCUCUGGAAGGCUCCGCUGGCUGUGGCCUCGGUUGCCCAUCUGGGUUGGGGGCCGGGAACUGGCCAGGUCCCCGCCGGCCUGCUCCCUCAUGCAUGUCAAGGAAACCCAGACUGGAGACACUCCUAUGGGACAGCUCUGUGCGUCUCCUACAAGACGUGGUGUUACCAUCACUGCCUCCUUGGCCACCUGCUGAAAACGCUCGAAAGCACUGCAGAAGGGAGGACAGGAGACUGAGUUUGCGAAUGCAGCUGUCUCAACCCCCCAAGUGCUGUGCCGAGAGCGAAGGUCAGUUCCCGCCGACUCACGACUCGCUCACGCGGGGGCACUGGGUUUGAUCUGGCCACCAAACCAGUGGGCAGGCUGAGUGGGCCAGGCACACCCCCCUGCACCUGAGUUUCCCCAUCGGUACAACCAGAGUGAUCCGGAAGAACCCUCUGGCUCCACAGCCCCAAGAUGCAGGAUCCUGGUCCCCGCCAGAGCUGUCUGGUUGACCCCAAAACGUCUGCAAAGCGUUUAGGGGGUGACUUGCGUCUGUGACAUUCCAGGAAUCAGCCAGCGCUCCCCUUCCCCUCAGGGCUGCUUUCUGCACAGGCUGUGCAUCCUCCCUUGGGCCCUGGCGGGCCCUCCCCCACCCCCAGCUGACCCGCGUGUGCCACUCAGACUGAACAGGGCAGCUCCAGGGCUGAACAUGCUCCACCGUCAAUGUUGAGGGUUGGAAACCCCCAUAUUUGCUUCCAAAAUAGCCCCAAUUCCUGUACUCCUUAUCUUUGGGCAAAAUGCAUCCCCCGCCUCUGCGCGCGCGCGCGCGCGCGCACACACACAGAGUUUCUUCUUGGCCAGCUGGAUACCAGGGCUGGGGUGGUGAGGGCAGCUCGAGAGCUGUGGGCAGGGUGCCGGCACCGUUUGCAGCUCUUUAUCUGCUCAGAGCUUUCAGCAGCUCAACUGAACGAGAUGAACUUUCUCACGCACCCCAGGAGCUGGGGCAACAGCACCAUUUUGUUCCCAUUUCCAAAAUGCUAUCCUCGUUGAGAGGAAGAGCUAUAAAAAUAAACAGGGCAUUUAGGGUUUGGGGGAAAAGUCACCUUCCUAUAUUUUUUUCACUAGAAGCCCCGCUUCUCGUGGGGCUAUUAAAAACGUCUGCCCUUUCCGCGGUGGAUGGCUGUGCCCAGGGCUCGGGGUUCAGGGCUCUCGGGGCAGCAGCUGGGCCUGUGAAACAGCUCUCUCUUCUCUGUGUCUGAAGGGCAGCUCCAGGGCUCGCUCCCCAGAGGAACACGGGAGCCUGUUCAGUGCUGUUUCCCGGCUCAGCAGUGAAGUCCCCAAAAGGCACCUUCAUGUUUUUUGUUUUAGUAUUUGAACUUCUACGGCAUUAAUUUUUUAAUUAAAAUAGUUAUUUUCAAUUAACACAUUAUCAGAAGGAAAACAAAAUCUACCCCCAGAGCAGGACCCCUGUCCUGCGUGACUCAGUACAUGGGCUCCAGGGUCCACACCGAGGCUCCCUGCUGCCUGGGGCGGCCACAUCGGAUGUCACCACCUUUGAUCAGCUCACUCAGACUCUCCGAGGCCAGCGCCACAGGCUGGGGUGACUCGCUGAAAAAACGUAAAAAAUAUAUCACUUCCAUGUAUUUCGACUCUGUUGAUCCUUUUGGUCUUGCCCUCAGCAGAAAUACUCUCCACGAAAAAAGAACUGCUCGGCACAAAGGGAUCCGACCCUACCUGCUAUACAGAAUUACCCGUUUUCCUCGAAACACUUCUUCUGGCCUUGAAAGGAGACACUCCCCAACCUUUUGAGGCAUCCCCUUGUUAAGGGAACUGUGUGAACUGGCGGAGACCAGGGCGCCACCACCUCCCCCCGCCUGGCACGGGACGGCCACUGUCCCCGGGGGCCUGGGGGAGCAGCCCCGGUCUCACAGGGGCCACAACUGUCCCCCACGGAGGAGACGCUGGCCCAGCCCUUCCCUGGGGUCCCCUGAGGUGAAUGAGGACGAGACCGGCCCUUUACUCUGCCCUGGACCCCCCCGCUCCGACGCCACUCACGAGGCCACGCUGGAUCCACGAGCAGUUUAUUGAAUUCAAGCCGCCCUGACAGAACCAGCAGUGCUCCCACACGUGGCAUGUAGGUCACCCCUGCACUGGUAAUGUGUUAAUCUGGAGGCAAUGACUGCUACAGACAUCUCCUUUCAUUUUUAAAAAGUAAACGUUUUCAAAGCGUCUUGCAGGCCAGAGAACUAAGCAGGAUCCUCAAACAUUCAGGAGUUUUUGAGGAAAACUCAGGAGGAGGAAACGGCUCCGCACGCCGUGCACUGGCCACGGCAGACGCUGCAGCUUUGGCACCAGCCCCAGGACCGUGGACGCUACAGAGCCACCCCUCCCUGGGGGAAGGAAAGCGCCUGCGGGAGCCGUGUGGAAGCAUCUAAACACUUGCCCUGCGGGGCCCGGAGGUGGAGCAGGGCCGCUGGGCACAGCUGAGAUGCUCGUGUAAACCGAAGGGGGACCAGUGUCAGACCAGCACCCCACCACCACCAGGCACAGCGGAUGCGGAGGGCUGCACAGGAGGAGGGUGGCGGCAGGGAUGCCCUGCACAGCAUGGGGGAACACCUGCCUCGCUGUCCCCUGCCCUGACCCGCAGGCAUCUCCAGGCCUGGAAGACAGACACCUAAGGCCUGCAAGCACACGGUUCCCAGAGGAAAGGGAUGCCUGUGCGGUAGCCCUCCGGGGGGAUGGCCAGUGGGUCUGCCCCUUCCCAGGCAGCCCCGGGGGCUGCUGCACCCGCCAUGCCCCAGGCCCCGCUCCCAACACCCCGGGGCUCACGCUGGCCAGAGCCCGGCUGGAGACGGUGGGUCCACAGCAGCCUGCCCAGGAGGAGCGAGGCCACUGGGGGCCCUGGAAAGGGACCGACCUAGGGUUUCGCAACCAGAGCCCUGUGAUGCUUUGGUACCUCACCCCGACGUGUCCCAGGCCCGACCCUGCCAGGAGUCACCCCCAGCCAGUCUGAGGCUGUGGGCUCCGUGGGCUGGGACCUGGGCUCUCCUGGUGCCGUUUCUCACUCCUGCCCCCCGUCUCUCCCAUCUUGGGGCUCCGCAGCCCAGCUGCAGGCCCCCUCGGCCCCAUCAGCCACGUCGAGGCCGCGGGGGCUGAGAUGUGGAGGUUUCCUGAGGUCCUCGGUCCUGCAGGGCCCAGGGUGGCCUCCUCCCGGUAUGUGAACAUGACCCAGGCUCCAGCCAGCAGUAUUUUGAGCCAAAGUGGGAGAGGAGACCUGCUUUUCCGUCACUUUGAGAGCAGCAGGCGCCCAGCCUGGGGGGAAAACCUGCUCACACGAGUCCUGGAUAACAGAGCACAACGUCGGCACCCAGGCCCCAUCACCCCCUGAGAGCCACAGAAGCUGAGCAAGACCCAAUGGCUGGGACCCUCUCUCGGGGCCGCAGCACCCACCUGCCCCACUCGGGGAGGACAGGUGGCCUGGCCGGAGCCCACGGCCCGUGGUCCCGCAUCCUCAUCCUCCCGGCUGCCUCAGAGGGCCUUGGCGCUGGCGGGGUGCGCUGCGUGGGGGGCCGGCUUUAGGGGGUGGCGGGUGAACACGUAGGCCUGCCCCAGGAUGGCCAGGUCCACCAGCACCUGCAGCAGCCCGCACGCUGAGAACUGCAGGGGCGCGCCGUUCAGCAGGAAGUAGGCCGUCUUGAAGGUGUCGCCGCUCGUCCACAUGAGGACCAUCUUGAUGCUGUGGAGACAUGAACGGUGGUCAGGGCUCACAGACCAUGGAUCAGGGGUCACGACCCCCAGGUCGGGGGACAUAAUCCAGGGGCCAGGGGACAUGCCAGGCCUCCUGUCCUGGCCAUGAAGCCACCGCGUGCAUGGCCGCAAGGACAGGAAGGCCCUUCGGCAGGAGCAGCCUCCGCUCUCCAGAGCGGGGGAGGGGCUGGCAUGGGGCCGAGCCCACACGGCCUCACAAGCGCCCCCACAAGCGCCCCAUCCGUCCCGGCUGCAGGCACAUCAGGUGUGUGUCCCUCGGGAGACACGCUGUGGCCUCAGACGGGAGGGAAGACCGCCACCUCAUGCCGCGCCCCCCAGGCUGACCCUGCAGCACGAGAACUGGCCUGGGAGGGGCGGCCCUCUGCCCCCCACACCUGCACCCAGGGGUGCUGAGCAGGAAACCAGAGGCUGCCGGGCGAAGCAGGGUGAUGCGGGCUUCUCCUGGGAAUCCCCUCCAGGCCAGGCCCCUCACUCAAAACACAGCCUGAGGGCGAUUCCAUUCCUGGUCAUCGGUGCCACUCCCGAAGUCUGAGAUCGGUCCGUGUGGCACAGAGCGGCCCCGUGUCAUCUGUCGCUCACGUCUGCACACACCUCUCCACACACAGCAUCUAACGCCUGGUUGCCAGGUAACGGGCAUGGGCACCAUCAUGUUUUCCUGCAUAAAGUGUUUAAAUCAGACCCACUUCCACAGCAGGUACACCGCGUGGCUCACUAAACCAGGCCACGGCUGGGGGGGCGCCUGUCACAGGGAGGAGGUGAGGACUCUCAGGGACAGGAUGACACCAGGCUGGAAGCCGUCUGUGCCCCAGGCAGGGCGGGCACUUUGCGCCCCUGAGGUGGCCCCGGUUCACCCCAGAGCUGGGCGGCCUUCGACCCCAGGUCAGCUCUUAUCAGUAAAACCAGGCGAGGAGCCCAUGGCCCAGUGCAGGGAUGUCCAUGUCCCCUGCUCUGCCCACAGGAGUGUCAGCCCGACCGUGCAGAACCGGGACAGGAAGUGGACAGCUCCCCUGACCUGCACCACAGCGUCUGGAGGCUCCCCGAUCCUUAAUCGGGAGAAUGACUCAGGGCCCGGGGAGGCCCAGAGGUUGGCUCCCGUCGACCCCGCAGCCGGCCACCCAUCUGAACAGCCCAGCGCGUCUCGCUUGGCUUGUCGGGUUGACCCACAUGGCGUUCAAAGACUUUUGUUUCUAAUUAGCUGAUACCUAACUCUGCAUUUAAAAAUCCAGGUUAUUAUAUCAUCAGUCCUUUUUCUCUGGCUUUCCACAUUUGUUUGACUUUGGUUUUUAGCAGUUUGUGAUGUAAUGCAUGUUUGGGACUUGCUGAGUAUCUUAAAGCUGUACGUUGGUCUUGCAUCAAGUUUGGGAGGUCUUCAGCCGUUAUUUCUCCAGCAUUCUCUUCUGCACCAGCCUUUCCCCUCUCCUGUGGUCUCAGGUGACACGAAUGUUAGAUUUCAUGGUGCUGUCCCUGAGUCUGUUCUCUUUUUUUCCCCCGAUUUUUUUUCUGUUGUUCAGACUUUCAUUGAUCUUCAAGUUCAUUAAUUCGUCCUCUGUCGUCACCAUUCUACUACUGAACUACUGAAGUGUAGUUUUUAUUUAGCUACUGUAUUUUCAAUUUAAAAAUUUCGGGCUGGCUUUUCUUACAGCUUUUAUUUCUCUCCUGAGACGGUCCGUCUUUGCAUUGAUUUAAAGAGCGUCUGCUGUUGCCCUUUAGAGCAGUUACACUAGUGCCUUGAAAAUCUGAUAAUUCCAGCAUCUGUGUCACCUUAAUUGACUGUUUCUCGAUUCUUUGUUGUCUGUUGAUUGUCUUUUGAGAGUUGCUGAGAUUUUCCUAUUCUUCGUGGUGAGUAACUUGGGUUUAUAUCCUAGACGUUUUUAACGUUCUGUAAGGA